AUGUAUGAUUUAAUUAGUCAGGAAAGGCUCGACAAAGCCGCCGAAGAGAUGCGGAGAGAAACUGGUGGUGAAAUCCUCGCGAUUGCUUCCGAUGUCCGUAAACCAGAGGAAAUCAUAAAAGUCAUCGAUGCUGCAAUUGAAAAGUUUGGAAAGAUUGACAUCCUGGUGAACGGUGCCGCCGGAAAUUUUUUAUCACCUGUGGAAACAUUAUCCUACCGAGGAUUUCGAACAGUGAUCGAAAUUGAUUUGCUUGGUACCUACAAUACCACCAGAGCGGCUUUUCCCUAUCUGAAGGAAUCGAAGGGCGUGGUAAUUAAUGUCUCGGCCAACCUUCAUUAUCAAGGUAUGAUUAAGGAAUCAAGCGACGCGAUUUUCAAUCAAAAAAUAUUUACCGACAUGCUACAACACUUUAGUCCCACGUAUCUGCGGCAAAAGCAGGUGCUUGCGGUGGAGUGGGGACCGCAUCAGAUCCGGGUGAAUUGUAUCGCGCCCGGUCCAAUUGAAGAUACUGUAGGUAUUAGCAAGUUGGCGACACAAGCACAUAUUGCCGAAGGGAUGAGAAGUAUUCCACUUCAGAGAUGGAGAUUGACAGAAAAAAUUGACAUCACGAAGAAUACGGGUAACGUUGUGUGGGAUGGGGCAUAUAUACUCAGUAAGUACAUAGUUGACCAUGUUGAAAGGCGGGAUCAAAAUCAAGUCAGGUUCUUGGAAUUAGGUUCAGGUUGUGGACUCGUGGGGUUGGCUGCCUGGAUCAAAGGAGGACAUGUGGUAUGCUCGGGAACAAAGACGAAUAUCGAACAUACCCGAAUGAAUGUGGAAAAGAAUGUUGAAUUAGUGUUGAGCCAGCAACAACAGCGACGAAUGGAGUCACAGGCUAAUGUCUUGGAAACAGCAAGGAGAAUGCGAGACACAAUGAUGCAAUUACGAAAAGAGGAUAUUGGUGUACAUGUAUUAGAUUGGUAG
Molecule: messenger RNA, 963 nt
Organism: Acaulospora colombiana
Lineage: Eukaryota; Fungi; Glomeromycota; Glomeromycetes; Diversisporales; Acaulosporaceae
Source: the annotation of a GenBank genome assembly